Molecule: messenger RNA, 918 nt
Organism: Grammomys surdaster
Lineage: Eukaryota; Metazoa; Chordata; Mammalia; Rodentia; Muridae
Gene: Nkx1-2
Product: NK1 homeobox 2
Exons: 2
Coding region: 1-918 (305 amino acids)
Biological process (GO): regulation of transcription by RNA polymerase II; cell differentiation
Cellular component (GO): nucleus
Molecular function (GO): DNA-binding transcription factor activity, RNA polymerase II-specific; RNA polymerase II cis-regulatory region sequence-specific DNA binding
Source: RefSeq, a predicted model, not a curated record
AUGCUGGCAUGGCAGGACGGCGGGGCCAAGGCGGCCCCAUCUCACCACAAGAUCUCCUUCUCCGUCCUGGACAUCUUGGAUCCGCAGAAAUUCACGCGAGCUGCCCUCCCGCCGGUUCGUCUCGCUGCCCUGGAAGCCAAGAAAAGUUUAGAGGAGGUGGAAGCAGGAGAAGAUGCCUGCUCGGGGAAUCCAAUCGGGUCACAGGAGACCCCUGAUGCGGUGGGCCAAGGCACUGACCCCGCGUCUUCGGUGGAGGGCUCCGAGGCGGAAGAGGAGGAGGAAGCUGAGGAUGCGGGACGCGCCCAGCGACCAGAGCGCUGGCAAGGUGUCCACGCGGGCUUACCAGAGGCUGGGGCAGUGGCGGUGGGAACGGAGGAGAGCAGCACGGACGGCCUCCCGGCGUCCCCCGGCUCUCCCGGUUCCCCGCGGCCCCGACGACGGCGAGCGGAGUCCAGCUGCGCCAAGCCACGGCGCGCGCGCACUGCCUUCACCUAUGAGCAGUUGGUGGCCCUAGAGAACAAGUUUCGAGCCACGCGCUACCUGUCGGUGUGCGAGCGCCUGAACCUAGCGCUGUCGCUCAGCCUCACCGAGACGCAGGUCAAAAUUUGGUUCCAAAACCGCAGGACCAAGUGGAAGAAGCAGAACCCAGGGGCCGACGGCGCCGUGCAGGCGGGAGGCAGUGCGCCUCAGCCUGGGACACCCGGCGCGGUGGCAGGGGGCAGUGGUGGUGCCACUGGGAGUAGCCCUGGCCCACCGGUUCCUAGCACUCUGCCCUUUCAGACUUUCCCCACCUAUCCUGCGACCAACGUCCUCUUCCCUGCCGCCUCCUUCCCGCUGACGACCGCCGCCACCGGGAAUCCCUUCACUCCUUUCCUUGGGCCCUCCUACUUGACCCCUUUCUAUGCUCCACACCUAUGA